AUGGCUAGUAACGCUUUAAAGCAAAAACUUGGUAACGAAAAGUUUAAGAAGAGGAAUGAACAUCAUAGAAAACUAGGUAAGAAGAAGAUUGAACUAUCCAAAAAGAAAGACCAACCUCCGAUCUCUAAGGUUUGGAUCUAUAUUCUUGCCUUUUUAAUUGUCGGUGGUGGUAUUUUAGAAAUUAUAAGUUUAUUAUUUUAA
Messenger RNA from Tetrapisispora phaffii CBS 4417, 201 nucleotides. It is a transcript of the gene YSY6, whose product is annotated as Ysy6p. The record is from RefSeq and is a predicted model, not a curated record. Lineage: Eukaryota; Fungi; Ascomycota; Saccharomycetes; Saccharomycetales; Saccharomycetaceae. Gene Ontology annotation, cellular component: endoplasmic reticulum. The coding region runs from base 1 to 201 and encodes 66 amino acids. The transcript has a single exon.